AUGGUCGAAUCAACUGUAUCUUCAGCACGACAGCGUUUAGAACCAUAUUUACUCCUCGCCAAGUCAACAAAAGGCGCUGCAGCAGUGCAACUUAUCAAAGAAGUACUGGCUAAGCCCGGAGUGUAUGUGUUUGCAGAGCUCCUAAAGGCAGAUAAUAUUAAAGAGCUCGAUAACGAUGAAAACUAUAAGCAAUAUUACACUCUUCUUCGGUUAUUCUCAUAUGGAACGUAUAAAGAUUAUAAAGAAAACAGAGAUUCACUUCCCCAAUUGGAUAAUGCUCAAUUAAAUAAGCUUAAACAUCUCUCCAUUGUAUCUUUAUCUGAAACUACUCGGACUAUUCCAUAUUCUCGGUUGUUAGAAUACUUGGAUAUCCCGAACGUGCGUGAACUCGAAGAUUUAAUUAUUGAAGCUAUUUACCAAGGAGUAGUCAAAGGCAAAUUAGAUCAGAAGAAGAAGCAACUCGGGGUCGAGUAUACAAUGGGAAGAGACCUCAGACCUGGUCAAAUUGACCAGAUGUUGAAAGUACUCGCUGACUGGUCCACAACAUCCGAAGAAAUGCUAAAAGCUAUUGAUGACAAAAUUGUAGAAAUCCGGGAUGCACAAACAGCCAAUAAACUUGAGAGAGAGGAAUAUGAAAGAGAAGUCGAACGCUCUCGUAAGGAAGUGACUAAAUCAUCCAAGAACAGUGAUCGUGGACCAUCCGAUAUGGACAUAAUGACCGGUGUCGCUAUGCAGCUGGAACAGUCGAGUUCUAUUGACAUUGACGAAAACCCACGACGUGGCAAGAG
Paraglomus brasilianum is the source of this 788-nucleotide messenger RNA. The record is from the annotation of a GenBank genome assembly. Lineage: Eukaryota; Fungi; Glomeromycota; Glomeromycetes; Paraglomerales; Paraglomeraceae.